AUGAAAAGUAAGUUGUUUUAUGCGUGGAAAAUUUUUGUUCCUCAUUGCAGACGUCGUUGUCCGAACCACCCAUCAAAACGCGAAUCGUGUCUUUCCCAUCCACACACUCUCCGAUCGGCCAUUCGGAGAGCUGAGCUUCGAGAAAAACGGCGAAAAAGUCGGAUGUUUCGAGCAUUCCCAAAGUCGACGAUACGGUGUAACCGUGAAUCCCAGAAUUCCAUGCGCUGUUCAGUUUGAUCAGCGAAGCAAACGAGAAAUUUAUGAUCCCUUGGAGGUGCUGGAAAUUUUGGAAGGCUAA
Messenger RNA from Bursaphelenchus xylophilus (pine wood nematode), 298 nucleotides. The record is from the annotation of a GenBank genome assembly. Lineage: Eukaryota; Metazoa; Nematoda; Chromadorea; Rhabditida; Aphelenchoididae.